CACACACUGCAGUGCGAGGCCAUCAUCCACUCUCUCCUUCCGUCGUCGACUGCUCCCUCUCAAAAAGAGACGCCCCCCCCCCGCCCAAUGCAUCUCACCUAGGCACCUCACCCCCUUGCCGGAUAUAGGUCCGUCCAGUCUUUCCGCUCCAACUGACGAACAACCUAUACUUCCAGGUUCUUGGUUGAACCCUCAGUCAAAAGGCCAAAUCGGAUGCCGGUAAAGUGACGAGAAGACAAUUCGACCAUCCGCUCAGGUUCGACAGCACUGCCAGAAACCGCCCCCUGGACCCUUACGACCUGGCCACGCGGGCACCGAGAGACCGAUAUCAUAUCGAGUCAUCGCCAUCCAAACUCGACAAAAGAGCAUCAGGCAACGUAGCCUCGACCGAGAACCCCUUCUGCGAACAGAGAACGACCCGGAAGACAAGGACGUGUCGCGACCGACAGGAAUUCGGACCACCGUCAUCAUCAUCAUCAUCAUCAUCACGCCGGUUACCUAGACGUAUACCUACAUACAUACCUGAUCUUGCAUCAGCUCUCUCUCUCACUACACUAGACUCUUUUAUUCUUCGAGCCAGCGCUUUACAAGACCAUCACACCAAGGAGCGGUCGGCGAAUCGAUGCCCGUGUUGCCUCACUUUCUCACCACUCCUUACCCGCCGACGCCUCAGCCUUCCGACCACUCAGAUCGUCUGUCGCGACAGCUGUUCUUUCCAUAGCCUCUAGCGCCGAGUAAACUUUUGGAUCACCCUUCCAAUCUAAUUCCCGCCGACGUCAGACUCUUGAAAUAGGGGACAAAGUGCAUCCGUCUCUCCUAAGCAUCCACCUACGUCGACCUAGCGCACCUUGGACGCCCGACUUCUGCAAAGAUUACUUGUACAUCACCUGCUUACCUACACCACCCGAGGCUCAGCGACCGGAACAUGAUCUUCGGCCCUUGAUAUUCUACACCCUCGCUUGCUUCUACCCGUCACCACGACACGCUCAAUAUGCUAAUGACACAGACGCCUGUGUCGCUACUUCAGGGUCAGAAUACCACCAGUUCCUACAAUACCCAGUCUCAGAAAACAUCCUACGAUCGACGCGACCCCGCUGCCGCCGACUCAAGCCACGCGACGACUUUGGUCGACCCCAACGACUCCUCCUUCUUCUUUGCGACCGACCCUGUUUCCUCCAUGAAUGGCGUUGUAGGCACGGCGCCCGCGGGCACCAUGUAUGUCCGCGCGCUGUACGAUUACGAGGCAGACGACAGGACCAGUCUUAGCUUUCACGAGGGCGAUAUAAUCCAAGUUAUCACACAGCUUGAAAGCGGUUGGUGGGAUGGUGUCAUCAACGGUGUCAGAGGAUGGUUUCCCAGUAAUUAUUGCGAGGUAAUCGCUAGCCCCGAUGACGCUCCAGGCGAGACCGAGGAGAAGGCCAACCCCGAACAAGUAGUGGAGGAAGAGGCCGAAGACCACGAUGUCUACCACGAGAGCUUUGACGAGGAUGAUGCAUCGGAUCGCGAUGAUGACCCUGAUUCUCUUCCCAUCGAGGGAACCGAUGGCGAUCGAUCCAGGGCUGAUUUCUGGAUCCCUCAAGCCACCCCCCUGGGCCACUUGUUCUACUACAACACCAUGACCGGCGAGAGCAGCAAUGAAUUGCCGCUUGAGUCGCCUGCUUCUGUUAACGAGACCGGUCCCCGUGACCGCAUGAAUGUGACGAUACCCGACCGGACCAGGCCGCCUCCCGAGAUGAUGGCACGUGGCUUGACCCAGGAUGAAGAGGAUGAAGACGAUAUCACCUCGGCCUCAGAAGUCGAGGGCGAAACUUUCAUGACUGCAUCCCGAGGAUCACUUCCCAAGAACCGCCGCUUAUACGAUGGCGUCUCACCGUCCACGUCCAUGGAUUCUAUCAACGGACAGCCCUCCGGUAACAGGGGCCGUACCGAGACAUAUUUCAACAGCAAUCACCAUAUAGUGCCUAUGACAUCGACAACCGCAUUCACUAGCGCGACUUUCAACCUCCCUACCGCCGCUACAAUUCCUCGUUCCUUCUUUGACGAUGGUUCUAUGCAACCUCUCACUUGGAGCCGACUGGUUGCCAACAUGAAGAAGGCAAUUGACCGUUAUCGCGAGGCCAUCAAGAACAAUCACCGGUCCGAGUACGUUGCCCGCGCCGAGGACAUCUCUGACCAUUUGCGCCUUCUCCUGGCGGCUGGUUCAGGGACAACCGACAACCAUUCAGGCCAGCCUUCCAUCAUCUCGACCAACAAGGCGCUAUACCCUCAUUUCCGCGAUAUGAUGUCCAAGUUUUCCAAGCUCGUGAUUUCCUCGCACAUUGCUGCCGCCGAUUGGCCCAACGCCGAGUCCGUCCAAAAGUGUUUGCAGGAGGCCGAUGGCGUCCUCAUGGGAGUUUACAGCUAUGUCGAAGUUGCUAGGCAGCAGAGAGGUGAAGACAUUCCUCGGCUGUUCCCCGGGUUUGUAAUUGGGUCCACCUCUGGUGGGAGUUGGCAGACUAAUGGCCUUGGCCCGCACGACCCUAUUACCUCCAAUUUCCUCGAUGAUGAAGAGGGUGUAGUGGAGCCCACUGCCAUCCUCGACAGCAAGUUGUUGGAAAGGCUGGAUGAGCUGAAGCGUAUGCUGGUUUCCGGCAUUCGCGAACUGGACAAGAGCUUGGUUGUCACGGAUAAGGUGGUGACGCCUUUCAGGCACGAAGUAAUCAGCAACAAUAUUUGCGCUGCCGGUGGCAAGGUCGUGGACAUGUUCAAGCCAUGGAUUGCCACGAUUGAGUCUAUCGACCUUUCUUGCCUUGGCAGCAACGGGUUCCAGCAGCCGCAGCUUCUUGAUUUUGCGACAAACAAACAAAGCUUGUACGACAACAUUUCCGACCUGGUGCUUGGCUGCCAGGCCGUCGCUGGCCCGCUCGCUGAUGAAUGGUCCGAGGUGCGGGGCCAUGCUUUGGAAGAGAGAUUGGACUAUGUUCGUCAGUGUGCUCGAGCAUUGGAGACCAACUCCUCGCACAUCGGCUUCUCUCUCCAACUACUCUCCGAGCAAGUCCAGAUGGUCAUGCAGCAACAAGCAGAAGCUCGUGCACGUGAACCUAUGCAACGAACACCGCUUAGCAGAGGUGACUCGUUGCCGUAUGAGCGGCACUUGAGGACUGACUCUGCCUUCCUGAGACCGGUAUUGAUGAGCUCAGCAUCGUUUUCGGAGGGCGAUCCCACUGCUCCCACGUUCCAGCGGAAGGGUGACCCGUCAAAGAUGAAGAAAUUCUUCGGAGAAGAUCCCACGCCGAUUCAGCCUGUGGAUGACACACCUGAGUUCUUGCGUCUGGACUACGAAGCUGAGCUAUCUUGGGAUCAGAAGGUGCAGCCGCCCGUCGUCAAGGGUGGUAGUCUCCUCGCUUUGGUGGAGCAGCUUACCCGCCACGACAAGCUUGACUCGAACUUCAAUAACACCUUCCUGUUGACGUACAAGUCCUUUACUUCGGCUCGCGUACUGUUCGAGCUCCUCGUAAAGAGAUUCGGCAUCCAACCACCCGAGGGCCUUACCCAGACCCAGUAUGAGCAGUGGCGUGAUAGCAAGCAGAAGCUUAUCCGCUUCCGAGUGGUCAACAUUCUUAAGAACUGGUUCGAUAACUUUUGGAUGGAAGAUCAGAGUGAGGAGACAAAGCAGCUAAUCCUUGAUGUCUACAACUUCGUCAAUGAGACAGUGAAGUCGACAGAGACACCAGGUUCCAAGGGCUUGAUGGCCGUCUUGGAACAGCGGCGGAGCGGCAAGGAAGUCAAUGUUCGUCGCAUGAUCCAGACGGUCAACCAGAAUACGCCUGCGCCAAUCAUGCCAAAGAACAUGAAGAAGCUCAAGUUUCUGGAUAUUGAUGUCACUGAAUUUGCGCGUCAGCUUACUAUCAUCGAGUCGCGCCUGUAUGGCAAGAUCAAGUCUACAGAAUGUCUCAACAAGACAUGGCAGAAGAAGGUUGCCGAAGGGGAGCCAGAACCAGCACCUAAUGUCAAGGCCCUUAUUCUGCACUCGAACCAGAUGACCAACUGGGUGGCUGAGAUGAUUUUGGCGCAAACCGAUGUUAGGAAGCGUGUUGUCGUCAUAAAACACUUCGUUGCCGUUGCCGACAAGUGCCGGGCUCUUAACAACUUCUCUACACUUACAUCGAUCAUUUCAGCUUUGGGAACCGCACCCAUUGCCCGCUUGAAAAGAACAUGGGAUCAGAUUCCUCAGCGCGUUCUCGCGACGCUUGAAACCAUGAGGAAGCUCAUGGCUAGUACUAAGAACUUUGGUGAAUACAGAGAGGCGUUGCAUCUGUCCAACCCUCCAUGCAUUCCCUUCUUUGGUGUGUAUCUUACGGAUCUUACCUUCAUCGAAGAUGGUAUCCCGUCGGUUCUGAAGAAGACGAACCAGAUCAACUUUGCGAAGCGGGCGAAGACCGCAGACGUUAUCGGAGACAUCCAGCAGUAUCAAAACGUCGCAUAUUCGCUACAGCCAGUACCUGAACUUCAGGAGUAUAUCUUGUCCAAUAUGCAAGCUGCCGGAGACGUGCACGAGAUGUACGACAAGAGUUUGCAAAUCGAGCCCCGCGAGAGAGAAGAUGAGAAGAUCGUCAGAGUUUUGGCUGAGUCUGGAUUCCUAUGAUCCAACAAAGUCCACGUAUCUUCGUCCGACACCGAGCCAUUUUUACAUCGAUGAUUUUGUCGAAAGUACCACAGCGGAAAACGCCUUACUUAGCUGCCUUCCUUCCGAGCAGCGCUAUCAAGUACCUUACGUCGGCCAAGCCGCUAUGCUAUAUAUACUAUUUCUUAGUACGAGGUACAAACUGUUUGUUAAGCUCAAUGCUGCGGAGCAGUUAUGGUCACCCUUUAAGACCUAAGAUGCCUGGCGAACAAGUCCAUCACAAAUACUCGUGUCGCGGGACGUCGAACUUAUGAUGGUUUUAACACUCGACGCAACGUACCGGAUGCCAUUGGAUGACAGAGCACUUUAUUCGGGGCGAACACUGCUGCGCCAACAAGGACGAGCAGCAACACUAAAGCUUAAUCGAACGCUGCAAAGCUGGUCACAUCCGAAGCAGAUUCAGCCUGUGGAACCGAUUCAAAAGAAGAAUCCAAGGAAGAGCCUACGCAUCCUACUCUCUUCCCUGUUCCGUGAAGCAAGACGGACGAUUGAGCCGCGUGUGGGGUGGAUUGGGAUGAAUGUAAAGGGUCAGUUGGAUGAGGAAUACAAAGGGGGGCUCGCCGCAGAAGUAUCUGUUGGCGCACGAAGAAGCAAAAGAAUGAUACCACGCGAUGAGGGUUGGGAUGAGCAUAUGGGCUGAAAUGGGGAUAUAUCCAAACACUACUUGUCUUGAAAUGUUAGAAGAAGAGGAGAGAUAGGCAUAGAUCUACUUUCUCUUGUUGUCACAAGAUAUUAUGUUGAGAACAUUCAAGCGGCCACGAAUCAUUUUAUGGAUGGCAAGGUCUAUCAAUAUUACUACCACUAUACAUAUGUACAGAUUAGGUUCAAUGGAUCUAGGGGUGGAACGAUUGGUUUUGAC
Messenger RNA from Neurospora crassa OR74A, 5522 nucleotides. RefSeq names its product cell division control protein 25. Gene Ontology annotation, cellular component: plasma membrane. Gene Ontology annotation, molecular function: guanyl-nucleotide exchange factor activity; protein binding. NCBI's taxonomy places the organism in Eukaryota, Fungi, Ascomycota, Sordariomycetes, Sordariales, Sordariaceae. The transcript has 4 exons. The coding region runs from base 992 to 4624 and encodes 1210 amino acids. The record is from RefSeq and is a predicted model, not a curated record. Gene Ontology annotation, biological process: Ras protein signal transduction; positive regulation of GTPase activity.